CAUGCCGGCCCCCCGCGCCGCGCGCACCUGUGCGCUGCUCGCCCUUUGCCUCCUGGGCAGCGCGGCCCAGGAUUUCGGGCCGACGCGCUUCAUCUGCACCUCGGUGCCCGUGGACGCCGACAUGUGCGCCGCGUCCGUGGCCGCCGGCGGCGCCGAGGAGCUCCGGAGCAGCGUGCUGCAGCUCCGCGAGACCGUGCUGCAGCAGAAGGAGACCAUCCUGAGCCAGAAGGAGACCAUCCGCGAGCUGACCACCAAGCUGGGCCGCUGCGAGAGCCAGAGCACGCUGGACGCGGGCGCCGGCGAGGCCCGGGCCGGCGGUGGCCGCAAGCAGCCCGGCGCGGGCAAGAACACCAUGGGCGACCUGUCCCGGACGCCGGCCGCCGAGACGCUCAGCCAACUCGGGCAAACUUUGCAGUCGCUCAAAACCCGCCUGGAGAACCUCGAGCAGUACAGCCGGCUCAAUUCCUCCAGCCAGACCAACAGCCUCAAGGAUCUGCUGCAGAGCAAGAUCGAUGACCUGGAGAGGCAGGUGCUGUCUCGGGUGAACACUCUGGAGGAGGGCAAGGGUGGCCCCAAGAACGACACGGAGGAGAGGGUCAAGAUCGAGAGCGCCCUGACCUCCCUGCACCAGCGGAUCAGCGAGCUGGAGAAAGGUCAGAAGGACAACCGCCCUGGGGACAAGUUCCAGCUCACAUUCCCGCUGCGGACCAACUACAUGUACGCCAAGGUGAAGAAGAGCCUGCCGGAGAUGUACGCGUUCACCGUGUGCAUGUGGCUGAAGUCCAGCGCGGCGCCCGGGGUGGGCACACCUUUCUCCUACGCCGUGCCGGGCCAGGCGAACGAGCUGGUGCUCAUCGAGUGGGGCAACAAUCCCAUGGAAAUCCUCAUCAACGACAAGGUGGCCAAGCUGCCCUUUGUGAUCAACGAUGGCCAGUGGCACCACAUCUGCAUCACCUGGACCACCCGGGACGGGGUCUGGGAAGCCUACCAGGAUGGCACCCAGGGUGGCAAUGGCGAGAACCUGGCACCCUAUCACCCCAUCAAGCCGCAGGGUGUACUGGUGCUGGGCCAGGAGCAGGACACUCUGGGCGGCGGGUUCGAUGCCACCCAAGCGUUUGUGGGUGAGCUGGCCCAUUUCAACAUCUGGGACCGCAAGCUGACCCCCGGGGAGGUGUACAACCUGGCCACCUGCAGCAGCAAGGCCCUCGCGGGGAACGUCAUCGCCUGGGCCGAGUCCCACAUCGAGAUCUACGGGGGGGCCACCAAGUGGACAUUCGAAGCCUGUCGCCAGAUCAACUGAGGCUCCUGCCGGCCGAGCCUCCCCCCUGCUUGUGCGGUGAUGACCCUCUCGUGUCUCCUUCUCUCCCUCUCCCCAGGAGUGACUCAGGCCCUCACACGCCCACGCGCACGCACACGGCCUGGCUCGCCCUUGUGCCCCAGGGGAGGCCCUGCUCCCCUGGGGGAGCCCACCCUGGUUCCCCGCUCGUGCUCGCAGGCCCAUGCGGGCGUAGGUGAGGUCGUGUGUGUGUGUGUGUGUGUGUGUGUGUGUGAGUGUGUGUGUGUGAGUGUGUGUGUCUCGGGGAGGCGCUUUCUUUCAGAAUGAGCUAGCUCCUUUCCUCGUCCCUCCGCGGUGUCGGGAAACCCUGACGGGGCGAACAUGUGAACCUGCUGAGCCCGCGCCGCCCGUGGGCCCCGGGGCCGCGCGGCUUCUUCCGCGCCCGCGUCUGUCUUCGCAAACCCUGUCCGGCGCGGCCGGUCUCUGUGUGGGAAGAUACGUGCCUCUCAGCGGUCGGCUCGAGGCCGGGGGGCCUCUCCGCAGAGACUCUCUCUCGUAGCAGGAGCGGAUCGUCCCCGACGGGGCCCUGGGGUGGCAGCUCAUGCCCUGGGGCCGGGCAUGGGGUGGGGGCGGGGGGCCGGCCUCGGGGAGCGGCCAGCGCCCGCCCAGCUGGUUUGCAUGCCCAGCUCUCAGCUCGGCCCAGCACCGGUGCCUGCCCCCAGGCUCGUCCCUCCCUUGCGGCUGCCAGCUGGCGCCCCUGGGAUGAGGGGUCCCUCCCAUGGCCCAGGAGGCCCCCUCGCCUUUGGCCUUGGGCGGCAGGGACCGGAGGCAUCCAUGGGUCAGCUCCACGGAGGACCCGUUGGACCAGGAAACCCAUGUUCUGAUUAAGACCCAGCCAGGUCGGGCCCCUGAUGCUGGACGUGCGCGGUGGUGAGGUCCAAGCUCAUCUUGACAGCCCCCCUCCUCCCGCACCCCCGGGGCCCGUGGGCUGACGGCCAGUCCUCCCCGGGGCAGGGCCUCCGAGCUCCACACGGAGCCCGGCAGGGCCUGAGACCCGCUCCCCAUCACAGGUCCUGCAGGGGCCCCCUCCCGUCACCAGCUGGUGACCCCCAGGCCCCCCAGAGCCUUUCCUUCCCCGCCGUGAACAGCACCCAUACACAUUUCCUCCUAGUCCUUCCGAGGCGGGGGGAGCGUAUGUGUGUGUGUGUUUCUGUGUGUGCACGCGUGUCGAGAGAGAGAGAGAGAGAGAGAGAGAGAGAGAGAG
Messenger RNA from Nyctereutes procyonoides (raccoon dog), 2540 nucleotides. It is a transcript of the gene NPTX1, whose product is annotated as neuronal pentraxin 1. Gene Ontology annotation, biological process: axonogenesis involved in innervation. Lineage: Eukaryota; Metazoa; Chordata; Mammalia; Carnivora; Canidae. The coding region runs from base 2 to 1300 and encodes 432 amino acids. The transcript has 5 exons. The record is from RefSeq and is a predicted model, not a curated record. Gene Ontology annotation, cellular component: neuron projection; plasma membrane.